Molecule: messenger RNA, 5886 nt
Organism: Cloeon dipterum
Lineage: Eukaryota; Metazoa; Arthropoda; Insecta; Ephemeroptera; Baetidae
Gene: Gp210
Product: nucleoporin 210
Exons: 22
Coding region: 96-5450 (1784 amino acids)
Cellular component (GO): nuclear pore
Source: RefSeq, a predicted model, not a curated record
GCUGGCAGUUUUGGCGGUAGGUAAAUAAGAAUGGCGGAAUGUUGACAUCGUGAGCCGGCUUUUGUGUUCCAAAAAACUUAGAUAACCAGUGGAAAAUGCGGCUCAUCUGCGUGAUUGCGGCGUUCAUCGUGUUCGGCAGCUCGUCGGACGGCGCCAAGCUGAACAAGCCGCGCGUCCUGCUGCCCCUGUACAGUCAGUUUCCCAACAAUUUCACCCUGCAGGUGGACGACGGCGGCUGCUACAAGUGGAGCACCAAAAACCCAACGACCAUCCAGCUGAGCGUGACGGACCCUGUGCCGCCGAGGGGCUGCUCCUCGCAGGCGGUGGUCAGCGCCGUCACGUCUGAGGUCGGCAGACACACGGCCAUCAUCAUAGCAGAGGACAUCAACUCAGGCGAGGUUCUGCGGUGCGACGUGAUCGUUGACUCCAUCGCCUCGCUCAACAUCGUCACCACCACCAGGGAGAUCUUCAUCGAGGAGGCGCCGGAGGUGUUUGAAGUCCAGGCUUACGAUGACUUGGGAAACAAAUUCACGACCUUGGAGGGAUUUGCCUUCGAGUGGAAGGUGCGGACGGUGUCAAAACGCGUGAAGGACUCGAGUCUGGCGCCCACGGUGAUUCGGGUGCUCAAAUUUGAAGACUCGCACUACAAGACCCCUUCCGCGAGCUUGGGAGAGAUCGAGAGAAUCGGUCUGCACGGCAGCCGCGUCCUGCUCUACGGCGUCAGCACCGGACAGGCCGAGAUCUCUGUCUCGCUGGCGCAGCCGCAGUACCAGAAUGUGCGCCCAGCGCCCUCGGUCGUGCUCGCCGUCGUCGCGAACCUGCUGCUCGACCCCCUUGACACCCUGCUCAUGCCUAAUACAAAGGUGCGGUACAGUUUGGAGCUGGUGCGUCACGGGCGUCAAGAGAGGCUGCCACUACCUUCGGAGCAGUACCAGUUGGAGGUUGAAGACGCCGCUAUUGGCACUUUGCAGUCGGACGGCGUGAUCGUGGAGGCACUCAAAGUUGGCAAAACCCGAGUCCUAUUGCGAGACCUGAACGCCGUCGAUGAGGAGGAGGCACGCACCACCUCAGCCACGUUGCGCGUCGCCAACCCUGCUGCCCUUGACAUCGAAAUCCUACCCCAUAAGAGUUCCUACCUGAUUGCCGGGCGAAACUACGAGCUGCACGUGAGCAUUCUGGACUCAAACCGCCACGUCUUCCACAUUGGCGAGGGUCUCGUGAUUGAUAUCAACGUGGACUCCGAGUUCUUCUCGAAUGACAGGAAACUGGCCAGCGCUCAGUUCGGAAAGGCUCUGCAGAUUGGUUCUGUGCCGGUUACGGCCCGCCUGCCAAGCUCUCAGUUCCCUUUGACAGCCCAGAAGCAGCUCAUCAUCAAUGAGCAGGUCACUGUCGUGCCUGAAGUCACCUACCUGCCCUGGUCAAAUGUACCACAGUCCUACGAGAUCAAGCUGCAAGUCUCUGCCAGAACUGGUGACAACAGCGCUGCGGCUUUUGUUUGGCAAAGCAGAACCCUUCGUUACGCGACCGUAGACCAGGAAGGUGUGGUUACGACCCGCACCUCCGAACAGGGCGCCUCCAACAUCUCGGUUGCCCUUGACAAGGACCCCUCCAACGUCGCCUUCGCCCAAAUCAGGUUCCUGCCGCCGUGCAACCUGAAGAUCGUGGGCCGUUUGGCGCAGGCUGAGGUGGGCACCACCCUGCACCUGCCGGUCACCUUGCAGCUGUGCGACAAGAAGGGCCGUCCCGUGCACGCCGCCGACUGCAGACACGUCAAGUUCAACGUCGAGGCCGGCGGUAGCGUCUACCGCCAAGAGCAAGCACGCAACGGAGCCCCCCUUCCCACGUCGGAGUCGUGCGCCACCAUUCCUUUGUCCUCGGAUACGCCCGUGAUGACCUCAGUGAGUGUGUCACUGCUCUUCCAGACCGAGGAGGGUGAAAUCCUCGAGCUCAAGGACACUGCCAGCGUCAGCUUCUACAAGCCGCUCAGGGUGGUGCACCCUGAGUCGGCUCUGACUGUCCUCGCGCCUGGAAGUUCAAGGAACAUCGUCUUUGAGGGUGGACCCAGGGCCAUUGCUGGACAGGCCGAGCUCAGCCGCAAACUCACCUUCACCAAGCAGGGACUCGCUCAGGUGUGGGAUCUGGACAAGAGCAGCGUGAACUACGUGUUGGUGCGCGUGCAGUGUAGCAGUGUUGGCACUACAGAGCUGCACCUGCUGCUGGGCGCUGGGAAAGACGGCUCGGCCACCGUGCCGGCCAGGGGAAUCGUGACCGUCGUUUGCGCCUUCCCUGACUCGCUGGCCCUGACGCCAAGCCUGACCCUGCCUGACUACGACACGUGCGAGAUCGCUGCCGGCACCUACGUCUCGCUGAUUAACAAAGACUUUGACGUCGUGCUCAACGCCUUUGAUAAACAAAACCGCAGGUUUGACAACAUCUCGAGUCUCCAAGUCGAUUGGGAGACAAGUCCAAGCGACGUUGUCGAGCCCUUGCCGUCUGCCGCUUUCGACGCCUCAAACCAUGACGAGACAUACGGCAUCUCGCUGCCAUCUCCUUCCUACCACGUCAUCAGGCCGCUCGGACAGAGCCAGGUCCUCACCCUCACUGUGGUCUUGCACGCUGAAAAGGCGAGGAUCAGCACCAAGACCUCAGUUUUCCUGAUGGAGGACAUUCAAGUGUCACCGGCCAGCCUGACAAUCUACAACCACACUGGCAAACCGAGCAAAAUCAAGAUUUCCAAAGGAUCCAACUCGUACCAGAUCAGCAUCCUUGAAGGGAAAGACGUGGCCGAGAUCGCAUACAAAAAGUCCAGGAAGUCCGUGGAGGUUAUAGCGAAAAAGCCAGGUCGCAUGCAGGUGUCGAUCGAGGACGGUUGUCUGCCCAAGCAGGCGCGCACGGCGGCCGUGGCGGAAGUGACAGUUUUGGGCAUCGGCAGCGUUGUGGUCACCAUGGCGUCGCAGGUGCAGGAGGGCAGCACCGUCGAGGGCAGUCUGCUGGUGCUGGGCACCGACGGUCGGCAGAUGACACCGCCGGCCGCCGUGCUGGUCAAGCACGCCGAGGACGCCAGCCGCAUCAAGGUCGUCCUGUCUGAGGUGUCGCCCCUCAAGUUCCACGUCACUGGGCUCAGGCUCGGAGAUGCUGAGCUCAAGUUCGUCGUUGACAACGUCCACAGCCAGCCGGCAACCAUCCACGUCUUCCCUCCUAUUAAGAUCUGGCCAAGCGACCUGGUCCUGGUGCCCGGCUCAGUGAUUCAAGUCUUAGCCAAAGGCGGUCCAAAAGUGCCAGACGGCGUGCUGGAAUUCUCCUCCCAAUCGCCAGAGAAGCCGUCGUGUCUGCACACGUCAACCGGCGGCCUUCUGGAGGCCCGUUGCAUCGGCCGCGGCAGCGUGAGCGUGCGUGCCAUGGCGCCGGACGGCAGCGUCUACUCGGAGGACACGGCCAGGGUCAGAAUCGUGGCUCUGAGCGGCGUGGAAAUCGUCGCGCCGACCACGGUGCUCGAGCAGGGCACCCGCAUGCCCGUCUACCUGCAGGGCAAGUCGGACACAGGCGAAAUCAUCUCGCCGUUCGUCGUCGCCACACUCAACGCCGUCUGCCAAUGGUCUGAGCACGGCGGACGACUCCGCAUCAAAUCAACAGACAGCGUUGGCUACGUGGACGCGGUGAACGUGGGCACUGCGGAGCUGUCGGCCGACUUCAAGCUUCCGCACGGACAGCCCAACACGUUCACCAACUUCAUCACGAUCGAGGUCAUCCCAGCACUGCGCCUGACCCUGCCAUCCGGCGCACCCUCUGCCGCACCGCUCCUCAUCGCUCCCUUCUCAAAGGUGCAGCUGGCGGCGACGAGCGGCAAGUUCUUCCUCGAGUGCGGCAGCGAAGGCGUGCUGUCCGUGUCUGAAAACGGUUUGGUGACGUCGCACGGCCCACUGGGACGCGGCUCCAUCGUCGUCUCUGACCAAAAGACCAACCAGAAGCUCAUGGUGGGCGUCACCGUGGUGCCUGUCGCCUAUGUCAUGGCACAGAGCUCCUCGCCGUUCAGCAGCUUCGCUCGAGGAAUGCAGACCCAGGUGAAUGUGAGCUACCACGACGGAAUCGGUCGCGAGAUCGUUGUACCGACAAACGAGCGAAACACAGAGUGGAUGUCGAGCCGUCCGCAAACGCUGUCCAUGUCGAACGGACGGCUGCAGCUGGGCGAGUCUGGCACCGCGGUGGCCGACAUCUGGGACGGCGCCCUGCACGCCUACCUCAAGAUCAAGGUCGGCCAGGUGAUUACACCCACUGAGCUGGGCCAGGGUGACAUCGUCUGCUACAAGACAAACCUCAAGGGCAGCUGGAGCACCCAGGGCGAGCAGCAAUCGCUGCACGUCGACCCUGAGUCGGGCUGGGCCACCGCCCUCGCGCCUGGAGACGCCAACCUUCACUUCACUUCAAAUCAAGGAGUCAGCACUUGGGCUGAGAUUCAAGUUCAGGAAGCUUCAAACGUACAGUUUGUACCUCCGUCGUUUCCCUCAUUCAGCUCCGCAAAUCCUUUCGUUGUCCACGUCCAGAUCAAGGGCAGAAAAGACGAUCGCAAGACUAGCUUGAUAGAGGGCUCUUGCGAGCCCCCACCCCUUGGGGUGCUUCGUAAAGCCGUCGAGUGCAAGGCGGCAUGGGAGGACGGCUCUUCAGAUGACAGCCUCACCGCCGAGCCUGGCUUCGACUUCAGGAGCGGCUACCACACGUGCGAAGUAAAGGCAAGGUCUACUGCGCGCUCCAAGGUCGUCGUGUUGAUGGCCUGUCUGGUCGGCGCCAACAAGUGCACCGAAAAGCUCGCCGUCACCUUCUUCAGCCCGGUCGACAUCAACGCCAACGAGCUCAUGUUCUUUUCCCAAACCGCAGAACUCGUCAUCAAGGGACCUAGCCAGGCACUCGCCAAGAUCAAGAUUGAGCCGGUUCCAGAGGUGGAGAUAGGGUAUCCUCGACAAUUGUCGCCAGACACAAUCGCCUAUACAGCGCAGCUCACGGAAGCCUUCUGGGCCGUGAGCUCCAAUCGAGCAUAUGGACAAAUUCUGCUUAAAAUCCACUCCCCCGUCACAGGACAAAACUUAGCCCUGCCAGUUGCGUUGGAUAGUUCGAACGCGGACCCGCCCUCCUGCCCAAGCAAGUUGUCUGUGCUGCCCAGCUUCUGGGACGGCAUUUACUACUACCGCACCGAGAUCGUCGGCACCCUCAGCGUGAUCAUCAUGAUAGCGGCCAUCUCAAAUCUCUACUUCGCCAACAACAGCUACAGAGGCUACGUGCCAGUUCCGGACCAGGGACAAAGCAACUCUCCAUUCCUGUCCCGCAGCACAUCGUCGUCAAACGGCAACGCAUCCUUCCAAUCUCCACUGACCCCUGGUCAGUACGCAUACACGGGCAACGUGUACGGCAACCAGACGCUGGACACGACGUGGAACAGCACUCCAGGCCGGCGUUGAUCACGUGAGAGGCAACGGUUGUGCUCGAAAAGUGGCCUUUGCUUUGCGGACUCGCUCAUUGACAAAGAAGUGAUAGUUUUAAGAGACACCCACCUUGCUUCAGAGUCGUGCCAUAAUUGUGUGGCGAUUUUUUUUUUGUUCAUGUUUUUAUUUCCUCAUCUGCUCAUCGCAUUUUUUGAUUUUCGUAGCGAAAAAAUAAAAUACGUUCCUAUUGCAUCUCCACUAGUACCAACUUUGAAUAUUGAUUGUGAAUUAGCAACCGAACCAGGGACAUAAUUUUAAUACUACAAAAGUGGAGCUGUGAUAACGCCAUGAUGUGUUAGUCGUUAAGAAGAAGUCGUCGAUUGUACUUAAGGAGCUGUUAUCAUCAUUUUUGUACGAACAAAUCUGCCAAGAAUAAAUAAAGCGAAAAGAAACUCGUUCACUCAUUGAUAAA